This is a messenger RNA of Trachymyrmex septentrionalis, 1517 nucleotides long. RefSeq names its product microfibrillar-associated protein 1 (gene Mfap1). Gene Ontology annotation, molecular function: RNA binding. NCBI's taxonomy places the organism in Eukaryota, Metazoa, Arthropoda, Insecta, Hymenoptera, Formicidae. The coding region runs from base 142 to 1512 and encodes 456 amino acids. The record is from RefSeq and is a predicted model, not a curated record. Gene Ontology annotation, cellular component: U2-type spliceosomal complex. Gene Ontology annotation, biological process: mRNA splicing, via spliceosome. The transcript has 2 exons.
UCAGCAAAGUUCAGACUUCAGACAGAGCGUUCGUGUUCUUGUUGUCAGUCUGAGAAUGAUCAAUGAUCGUGAAGUAAUAGCCCGUUCGAAUUGUAUUUAGUUUUUGUAUUUCGGUAACACGUUUCUCGAUACGGCAUCAAAAUGAUGAUGGACUAUUUUGUGACGAACAAUUCCUUAGCACCCGCACCCAUGGGGAUACAAAGUACCGCGGGUGCUGUGCCCGUGAAGAAUGAUAAAGGAGAGUUGUCUAUGAAGAAGGUGAAGGUACAUCGUUAUGUUUCUGGUAAGCGACCAGAUUACGCAGCAGUAAGUUCAGAUGAGGAAUCAGAGGACGAGGAUUUUCUCGAGAAGCGUGUGCAGAAGGGUUACGACGAUGACGUUGGCACAGAUGUUACUUUGCACCCGCAUACAAGAGGUAGGGACGAGGAUGAUCCGCGUUUGCGAAGAUUAACGCGCCAACAAAGGGAAGUACCAACCGAGGUACGCGCGGAGAGGCACAGACAUAUUCACGAGCCCGAACUUAUCGAGAUCGAGUUAGAGAGAACACGAGAAAGAAUCAAGUUGGAAAGUUCUGAUUCAUCCGAGGAUGAGGAACUAUCGGAUUCGGAGAUAGAGAAACGACGAGAGGCCCUAAAGCAGCGCGUAUUGUCCAGGAAGGAAACGGAGGAGGAAUUAAUACAAGGAGAGGAAGAAGAUAGAUCAGGAGAAAGCUCAGAAGAGAGCUCAGAAUAUGAAGAGUAUACAGAUUCCGAGGAGGAGACUGGACCGCGAUUAAAACCUGUGUUCGUUCGCAAAAAGGAUAGAAUCACGGUGAUGGAAAAAGAGAAAGAAGCGAUGCGGCAGAAACAAGCGGAAACCGAGGCAAAGAAAGCAGCCGAGGAACGAAAGAGGCAAACUCUGAGAAUGGUAGAAGAGUCAGUGCGAAAAGAGACACAGAUGAACAAUAAAGGUAACAUCGAGCAGGAAAGUAAGCUGAACGAUGUUUGUACUGAUGACGAGAAUGACGAAGUAGAAUACGAAGCUUGGAAGCUGCGCGAGCUUAAAAGGAUCAAACGUGAUCGUGAAGAGAGGGAGCAGCUUGAGAAGGAACGUCUAGAGAUCGAGCGUAUUCGUAAUAUGACUGAGGAGGAACGAAGGCAGGAGGCACGACUGAAUCCUAAGAUGAUCACCAAUAAAGCGGCCAAAGGAAAGUACAAAUUCCUGCAGAAAUAUUAUCAUCGUGGCGCAUUCUACUUGGACAAGGACGACUCUAUAUUUAAGCGCGACUUCUCUGGUGCGACUUUAGAGGAUCAUUUCGACAAGACGAUUUUACCAAAAGUCAUGCAGGUGAAGAACUUUGGCCGCAGCGGAAGAACCAAAUACACUCACUUGGUGGAUCAGGACACGACGCAGUUUGAUUCACCUUGGAUAUCAGAGACAGCUCAAAAUCUCAAAUUCCACAAUAAUCAAGCGGCAGGGAUGAAGCAAAUAUUUGAUCGACCUUCCUUGAAAAAGAGGAAAGCUGAGAAUUAAGUAGU